AUGGAGGGGGGCGGAGGGGAGGAGCGGGCGGGAGGUCGGAAGGCGAACCAGCUGCGGGCGUACUCGUGCACGCGGAACCCGCUGGAGCGGGCGCACGGGUCGGCGCGGUGGGCGCAGGGCGACACGGUGGUGGUGGCGGCGGUGUACGGGCCCCGGCCGGGGACGCGCAAGGGGGAGAACCCCGAGAAGGCGUCCAUCGAGGUGGUGUGGAAGCCCAAGACCGGGCAGAUCGGGAGGCAGGAGAAGGAGUACGAGAUGACGCUCAAGCGGACGCUGCAGAGCAUCUGCCUGCUCACCGUCCACCCCAACACCACCACCUCCCUCGUUCUUCAGGUUAUGGGUGACGAUGGUUCUCUUCUUCCAUGUGCAAUUAAUGCUUCCUGUGCUGCCCUUGUUUUUGCUGGCAUCCCUAUGAAACAUCUUGCUGUUGCAAUUGGCUGCGGAGUGUUGGCCGAUGGUGAUGUGAUUUUGGACACAAGCAAGGCAGAAGAGCAGCAAUUGAAAUCGUUUGCUCACCUGGUGUUCCCCAAUUCAAGCAAGUCUGUUGAUGUGAAAGAAUCACAACAGAAAGAUGGGCAGUCAGAACGGGGAUUGAUAACUUCCAUCACCCAUGGAGUGAUGUCCGAGGACGAUUACUUCAACUGUAUAGAGAGGGGACUUGCCGCAUCUGCGCGGAUCUCAGAUUUCAUGAGGACCACCUUGCAGAAGCACACACCUGACUAUCUCUGA
Molecule: messenger RNA, 729 nt
Organism: Triticum turgidum subsp. durum (durum wheat)
Lineage: Eukaryota; Viridiplantae; Streptophyta; Magnoliopsida; Poales; Poaceae
Source: the annotation of a GenBank genome assembly